Molecule: messenger RNA, 3039 nt
Organism: Scophthalmus maximus (turbot)
Lineage: Eukaryota; Metazoa; Chordata; Actinopteri; Pleuronectiformes; Scophthalmidae
Gene: ccdc191
Product: coiled-coil domain containing 191
Exons: 17
Coding region: 199-2886 (895 amino acids)
Molecular function (GO): phosphatase binding
Source: RefSeq, a predicted model, not a curated record
UGCGGUCUAAUGCUACGGCAGUUGUGUUUACGUCUCCUGCUCUUUGAAGUGAACACUUCUACAACACUUUAAGUGGACAUUUAGUCAGUAUAUUUUUGCCCUAAUGCUUUGCGUAUUCUGGUGGUAAUUCAUAUGUAUAGGCUGUAAAUUAAUGUGUAGAAUACCAUAUUGUCGAGGUACGAGUCUAUUACUAAACAUAUGACAUUGCCAGGUCACGAUCCUCACCUGUUUAGGUGGAGGAGCCUCGACAAGAAGAAAAUAUCUUCAGGCAAGGUGCAUGCGAGGAAUGGGGAUAUUGCUCAGUGGAGGAAGCGAGUAGAGAUGGCCUCAGAGUUUGCUGUGUCUGAAGUGUUCUCCCAUAAGAAACCUCAAUCGGGGAGCAGCAGCAGCAGUCGAGGCGUACCGUUGCUAAGCUCCGACCUUUUAAGAGAUCAUGAUGACUCUUACAGUGAAGCUCAGGCUCUUCUUGGUGAUUGGCUGAGCAGUAGAUUACGACUGGAGCUGGAGAUGGAGGAGGAAGAUGACCUUAUGUGCUCCGCCGAGAGUGGAGGCCCUGCCGCACUGGCUUGCGCUCAGCCUUCCGCCCUAAACUGUGAAAACUUCAAUGAUUUCUACAGCUGCCUGGCUGAGGAAGAAGAGCACAGCACUGUUAACGGCGUCCUACAAGACCUGAUGGAGCAAGAGGUGUUGGACUCGGGGAUGAUGGAGGAACUAGCUCUGGAUGUUGGACAAAGCAGGAAGAAGUUCAGAAACCCGCUCAUCACCAUGGAAGCAAGGCAUCAGCAGGUGCAAGAGACCAGGGCCCGGCGUGACGCUGAGAGGCAGAGGCAGCAGAGAGAGAGGGAGGCCCAGCGUGUUGCCAGAGAGGAGGCGAAGAAGAACGAGCGCGAGGAGGAGACGAGGAGGACCCGGGAAGCGCGGAGGCAGGAGGAGAUGGUGCAGCAGGAGAUGACGCGGCUGCGACGCCAGAUGGAGGAGAGGCGAGGCCUGGAACAGCUGGUUAGACAGAGGGAAAGGAAGAGAUUGGAAAGGCAGAAGGCUGCAAGCAGCCUCCAAUCAGCUCCAACACUUUCCACAAAGCAGCAGGAGGACACAGAGCGACUGCACAAAGAGCAUAAAAUUCAAAACAUUGUUCACAUGAACAAUCUUAAGUGUUUGCAGAGGCAUUUAUCUGGAUGGUAUUCAGUCGCGUUGGACCGACGGCUGCAAAUGGGUAAGGCCACGGCCCUAUCUGACUGGAAGAUGCAGCUGAGAGCGUGGCGAUCGUGGCGGACCGUGGUGUGGGCAGAACAAAAGCAGCGACAAGUGGUGAGAACAGAGGAGGAACUACGAGCGGAACACAGACGAUGCCAGCUGGCCGUGGAGAGUGACCGAAGGCGUUUGCUGCGACAUUGCCUGAACAAGUGGCAGCUAUGGUGUCGGACGGCGAGGGAACAACGAGAGCUUUUGGCCCAGCAGCAGGAAACCCGCAGCAAAAUGGCCGCUUUAAUCAGCGCUGCAUCAACAGGCAAACUCAGUGCCACAGCGACCCCCACUUCUCAACCAACGAUGACCUCACCCGAGGCAUCUAAUCAACCAGAGACCACAGAGAAGAGCGAUCACCACAGGUCAGCCACUUUAACCCCCGACGCCUCCGCAACACAUCAGGACAAGACACUGGCGGGCGCCGCUGCCCAGCCUGCCCAACCGUGGCAAAUGACCCGCAGGCAUGUGGCUCCGACUGCCGCCAAACUUCGCGGCGCACGGUCAAGAGGUGACGGCGGUGGCUCCGACUGCUCGAAAAGCGCCGCUUCGCCCGGCGGCAGGUUCGAGAGCAGACACGCCGCCCAGCGGCAGAUCAUUGCGCAGCAAAGGGAGCAGCUGAAGGAGCAGGGAGAGCAAAUUGUGCGGCUGAGGGAGGAGCAGAGCAUGAAGGGUCUGAAGCUUGAGAUGGAGAAAACUGCACAGCUCUCACAACUGUCAGCGCCAGGGGGCUCGAGACCAUGGAGUCACAACUCUGAAGGCAAGGAGCAGAGGGCACCGAGAGUUAGUGGAGAGCCUGACAGUCGGCCGACACCUCCGAGGAAGGCUGUCAAGUGCCAGACAUGCCCUCAUCCAAUCAUCACGGCCAUGGAGGCCCGCGCACAUCAACGCGCAGAGCGGAGAAAGCAAGUCGAGGAACUCAAGAGACAGAAGGAAGAGGAAAAGCUGGCUGAGAUGAAAGCGGCUGAGGAGCAGAAACAGUGCGAGGAGGAGGAGGAAAAACGCCGGGCCGCCGAAAAGAGGAAGGAGGAGAGAAGGCUGGAAAGAGAGAGGGAGGAGGAAAAGCAGACGCAACUGAUAAGGCAACAGGAGUUCCUGAAGGUAGCCUGUCAACACUACCACAAAACCCUGUUGCUACAGCGAGGCCUGGCCCCAUGGAAACGCCUCAUUCAGCUCAGACAAGCCAACACACAGCUGGCCAAGAGUCAUCACGACCGCCUCCUCCUGAAGCGGUGCACACUGGGCUGGCAGCAUUCUGCACAAGAGUCCCUGUCUGAGAGAGAAGCUUCUGCCGACCGACUGCAGCGGCACUUUCUGCUCCGGAGGAGCCUAAGCUGCUGGAAAAGACUGAAGGACUGGCGGGUGAUUCAGGAGGAGCAGGCGGAGCGUUUCCACCGCGAACGCAGCCUGAGGAGGUUCAUGCUGGCGCUGCUGGACCACGUGGCCCAGCAGAGGCUGGUGGAGUGGGACCGCCAGGCGCUGGCUCAGGAGCACAACAACAGACGGGUGCUGCAGCGAUGUUUCCUGGCCUGGAGGCGGCUUCCGUGUGCGCUGCGCAAGGAGAGGGAGAGGGAUGAGCGGCGGGAGAAGCUGGGACGGAAAGUGACUGAGGUCCUGCCCGACUUCUGCUCACAUCCACUGUAAAAGCCUCUGGGAGAGGUCGUCGCUGUUGGAGAGAUGAACCACAGCACACUCACACAGACAUCACACAAACAUCUCAAUGACCGUGGAGAGGACACUUACAUACUCAUUUCUCAUUAAUUUAAUACAAAUAAAUUGAAAUUCAUUUCAUUCAAA